CACAUUAUAUCUGUCUCUUCCCUCACGAAGUCAUAAGCAAGCUCGAAAAUGGUGAGACGCCCACUUAGGCCCAACAAGAACGACAAUACAACACUGAAGAAGGGAGUUUGGAGCGCAGAAGAAGAUCAGAAGCUCAUUGCUUAUAUCAGGAGAUAUGGCAUUUGGAACUGGACUCACAUGCCCAAACCUGCUGGUUUGGCAAGAACUGGGAAAAGUUGUAGACUUCGGUGGAUGAACUAUCUGAGGCCUAACAUCAGGCAUGGAAACAUCACCAAAGAAGAGGAGGAUCUGAUUAUCGAGCUGCACCGAUUUUUUGGAAAUAAAUGGGCAGCAAUAGCAGCUAGACUUCCCGGACGGACUGAUAAUGAAAUAAAGAAUUAUUGGAACACCCGCUUGAAGAAACGCGAUGGCAACAGGAACAAGUUGCAAAUUCUGACCGUAUGUGAUAUUAAAGUUAAGCCCGAUCACAAUAACAGCUCAUCCCAUCCAUAUGCAUCUCUUCCCACCAUUGAUACUCCGAAAUUAGAACCCAACAUUAGAUCUCAAAAUGAAAUUCCAACAAGGAGUGCUAAUAGCUUCUGCACCUCUUAUGGAGUUCACCGUGAUGACAAAACCUCGGAGAAUAGCUGGUAUUCACCAUGCAGCGUGAUUGAAGAAGAAGAAAGCUUGUGGGAACAAUUUCUUGCUCUGAGAGAUCUUGAAAUUGUAGAGAAUUUCGGUGGCAUGUACAUGCAUUCGGGAGCUAUGGCCCCUGCCCUUGUGUGCACGCAGCAAGAGCUUGUGUACCGCAGCGGUUCCUGUGAAGAAUUCAUCAUGGAUUUAUGGGGAAAAUGAUGAUGGCUGAAGGCACUUGUACGCAGAUGAAGAGGUGCGAUAUGAUUACUUGUAAUGUCCUGUUGAGGGUCAUAUUUCAUUCUAAGGAUGGUCUUUUGGAUGUAAUAAAUCUGGGAUGCAUCUUUAAUUUCCAAAGAACGUGAAGUAACGUCACGAGCAUUGUGUUUUCUGCAAUUUGACUAUCGGUGUUGUCAUUUCUGUCUA
This is a messenger RNA of Syzygium oleosum, 1038 nucleotides long. Its product is annotated as myb-related protein 305-like. The coding region runs from base 49 to 834 and encodes 261 amino acids. The transcript has 3 exons. Lineage: Eukaryota; Viridiplantae; Streptophyta; Magnoliopsida; Myrtales; Myrtaceae. The record is from RefSeq and is a predicted model, not a curated record.